UUAAAUUCAUUUGAUUGUGUGAAAAACUAUCAAAAAGCUCUUUUUUAUUAGUAAGAGAUGAAGGAAACUUAAAAAGUGAACGUGUUAGAUUUGCCAAAUCAAUAGGAAAGAAAUGACGGAAUAUAUGAAGAGUUUUGGAAAGUUAGAGACCCUUAGGUCUUUGCAAAAAAAAUACUAAACCAAAGAGCAGCCAGAAAAUAUUUUAGGAGCGAAGGAUUGUAUAAAGAUCUAUUUUGUAAAACAAAUGAGAGUGUAAAAAUAGAUUUUAGGUCCAAAGACAAAGAUAGAAAAAUCAUUAUUAAGCAAGCAAAGAAUAUGAAUAUUUUUACGAUAUUUGCUUAGAAUGACAUGAAGAAAUUAAAAUAAAAAUAAAUGUGCAAAUACAUUAGAGCUAUAAUUAGCCUAAAAAAGGAAAACAUUUCUAAAGAAGAGUCGAAGCAAAUUUGGAUGCAGUGUUCGGGAUCUCUUGAUAUGAAUAGGCAAAAUUAGUAGUAUUACAAGAAGAUAUUAUAGUAGUAAUACUAUGAUGUUUCAGAGCAUUAAAUUGAUUAAGAUAUGAAAAGGAGCAGGGAACUUGUAGCUGAAGAUUCUUAGUUGUAAGCAAUGAAGAGAAUAUUUAUUGCAUAUGCUAGAAGAAAUGCAUGUAUUGGUUAUUGCUAAGGUCUGAAUUACAUUGUCGCUAAAUUUCUUAGAUUCGGCAUUUCCGAAGAAGAGUCUUUUUGGCUUCUGGUGCAACUCUUAGAAAAUAUUUUGCCCCUUGAUUAUUACCCAAGCAUGAUGAUGGGAGUAGUGUGCGAUUAGAAGAUUUUUGAGUAAAUUCUUAAAGUUGAAAAUGAAAAAGUUUAUAAAAAGCUGAAUAGCUUUGAAGCAAAUGUUCUAAAUAUCUUGCUUACUUAGUGGAUAGUUUGUCUUUUCACACAAGCUUUAGACGAUAGUCUGCUGUUAGUUAUAUUUAAUCAUUUGUUUACAAAGGGCUCUAUCAUAAUCUUUAAGGUUUGUCUUGUGCUUAUAAAUUACUGUGAAAAAGAAAUUCUCAAGUCAGAAGGAUUGGAAGUGGUUAAAAAAGUAGAAAAUAAACUCAAAGAUUGGAAAGAUGCUAAGAAAUUCUCAUCAAAAUUAGAAAAAAUUUAUAUAAAUGAAAAGGGAAUAAACUUUAUGAGAGAAUUUUACAAAUAAAUUUGUUUAAUUUAAUUAAAAUAAAAAUCUAUGAAUAGAAGAUAUUAACCUAAAUAAAUUGAUUUUAGCAAAAUUGAAUGCAACUAAGAUUAUCCAACAUGUAAGCAUCUGAUUGAAAAAGAAAAUACUCGAGACAAUAACCAGCCACCAGAGUAUUUUAUAUUUAAAUCCACUAGGAAUUUUUAGUUUGUGUGGGAUUAUUUCUAAAAUUCUAAAAACGGAGAUAAGAGAAAUGUAGGAAUCAAUGAAGAUGAAGAUAUAAUGCAGACUCUACAUGAUCAUAUAUGUCCGAAAAAGUAACUCAAUAACAAAAGUUCAAUUAAAAUAUAAGAACAAAAUUCGGAAAUAAUAAAUUUAUAAAUUUAAGAUUAAAAAGAAAUAACUAUAAAAAAUGAGUAAGAAUAAUAAUAAAAUGAAGUAAUUUAAAUUAAAUAACAAAAUAAUAAUUAACAAUUAUAAUAACAAAUUUAAAAUCUAUAAAAAAUUGAAAAUUAAAAUGUAAAUUAGUCAGCUCAAAAUUAAGAAAUAUUUUUGUAAUAAAUUGAAAAUUAAGAAAAUAAAAUAUAAUAAAUUUAAAAUAAAGAAAUAAAUCAUUAAUAAAUUGAAAAAUAAUAACAAUAAUAUGAUAAUUAGAAUGAAAAUGGAUUUUAGAAAUUGCAAACUGAAAAUGAGUAAUAAAACGAGAUAUAAUAAAAUUAAAAUAUAUUAACAGAAACAAAGUAAAUUUAAAUUGUGGGUGUAUAAAAUUAAAAUAUAUUAACUGAAUCAGAGUAAAUUUAAAUAGUGAAUGAGUAGUUAAAACAUAUCAAGCUUGAUCAAUCGGUAGUGUAAGAUUAUAAUAAUUAAAGUAAAAUACAAAAUGAGGUCUAAAUAAAUGAAAAUCAGUAAACAUAACAAGAACAUUAAAAUGAACAAUAAGGAUCAACUCUUAAAUACAAGAAUUAUUAACCAAUUUUAGCAAAUAUUGAUGAAGAGACUAAAGUUUAGUAAAUUGAAAGUGAAGAAAUAUGCGAUAGAACAAAUAAAUUAGAUAGAUCAUAAAAUACGAGCUAAGUUUACAGUGUCAUCUUAUAAGAAUAAAGUUAUGAUUUUAACAACACUACUCGUUACAAUAUUGACCCAUGUAGAUAUUCCAGUGACUCUAGUGUAGAACCUUAAUUGUAUUUUAAAAAAGAAGAACUAGAUAAUUCUAAUUCAAUAAGAUUUUUUUCUGAUAUUACAAGAUAAAAAAACAAGUUCAAUUACUUAAUAAAUAAUCCAAGCAAAAACUAAACAAAUAAUUAUAAUUUCUCAGAGAUAUCAAAAGUAAUAAAAGAGAUAUAAGAAGAAGCUUGA
Molecule: messenger RNA, 2511 nt
Organism: Tetrahymena thermophila SB210
Lineage: Eukaryota; Ciliophora; Oligohymenophorea; Hymenostomatida; Tetrahymenidae
Product: TBC domain protein
Exons: 6
Source: RefSeq, a predicted model, not a curated record